Messenger RNA from Octopus bimaculoides (California two-spot octopus), 1163 nucleotides. RefSeq names its product histone-lysine N-methyltransferase SETMAR-like. The record is from RefSeq and is a predicted model, not a curated record. NCBI's taxonomy places the organism in Eukaryota, Metazoa, Mollusca, Cephalopoda, Octopoda, Octopodidae.
UUUUAAUUUUGGUUUUAAAUGAUGUAUUUUCAAUUUAAUUUUCGUUAAAUUACUUUGACUUUAUAUAUCAUUUUAAAGCCCGUUUUUUCGCUGUUUCUAAUCGUGUUACACUUUUCCUUUUUGAAUAAUUAGGCCAUUUUUUCCGGAACGUUGAAUACAGCAUGGACAAAAAGCAAAUUCGCACAAUUUUCUUAUUCCAGUUCAAACUAGGCCGAAAAGCUGCAGAAACAGCUCGCGAUAUCAACGAUGCGUUUGGCCCAAGAACCAUUAAUGAACGUACAGCACAAUGGUGGUUCAAGAAAUUUCGUAGCGGUGACGAGAGUUUUGAACAUGAUAAGCGUAGUGGUCGCCCAUCGGAUGUUGACAACGAUCAACUAAGAGCCUUAGUCGAAGCCAAUCCACGCACAACUGUUCGUGAGGUUGGCUCUGAAUUAGACGUAACGUAUACGACAAUUUCCAACCACUUGAAAGAGAUUGGAGAAACAAAAAUACUUGGGAAAUGGGUGCCGCACGAAUUGAACGACAACCAGAAAAAACGCCGUUUUGAAGUGUCGUCUUCCCUUUUUUUACGCAACAAGAACGACCCGUUUCCCGACCGGAUUGUGACUUGCGAUGAAAAGUGGAUUCUUUACGACAACCGGCAAAACUCAGCUCAGUGGUUGGACGCCGACGAAGCUCCACGGCACUUCUCGAAGCAAAAGUUGCGCCAAAAGAAGGUCAUGGUGACUGUUUGGUGAUAUGCGGUUGGUCUCAUUCACCACAGCUUUUUGGAUCCAGGUGAAACCAUUACGGCGGAGAAAUACUGUCAACAAAUGGAUGAAAUGCAUAAGAAACUCCGACAACAGGCAGCAUUGGUCAACAGAAAAGGACCAAUUCUUCUCCACGAUGACGCUCGGCCGCACGUCGCACAACUGACCCUGCAGAAGUUGAACGAAUUGGUUCAUCCGCCAUACUCACCAGACCUCUCGCCUACCGACUACCACUUUUUCAAGCAUCUCGACAAAUUCCUGCGUGAGAAAUGCUUCAAAAACCAAGACGAUGCUAAACACGCCUUCAACGACUUCAUCGUCACCAGAACGCAGGAUUUUUACGCUACUGGCAUAAAUAAACUUGUUUCGCGUUGGCAAAUGUGUGUUGAUUCUGAUGGUGUUUAUUUUGAUUAA